Messenger RNA from Cololabis saira (Pacific saury), 1515 nucleotides. RefSeq lists its product as uncharacterized. Bases 236 to 1432 code for a protein of 398 amino acids. NCBI's taxonomy places the organism in Eukaryota, Metazoa, Chordata, Actinopteri, Beloniformes, Belonidae. The record is from RefSeq and is a predicted model, not a curated record. The transcript is spliced from 2 exons.
GUGGUGAAGACUCUCCCACUUUCCCAGUGGGAAAUCCCACUUCGAGGGUAGUUCCAGUUGAAAAAUUCAACUGGGAACUGGGAAAUCCCCACUUCCGAGGACAAAUGGAACGCGGCAUGAAUCCUGAAAGCGCCUGCAGUGGGCGGGGCUUUCAAGAUGCAAACUGGAGGGAAACAAGUGCAUAGUGUAUAUCUUUAUAUAUACAGCGUGCACUUCUUCGGUUUCCUCUUCCACUAUGGAUCACACUUUGGGAAGCCUUCUUUAUAUUGCAGCGGUGCAUUCUCUGAAUAAACGCAGGGCUCGGCGCCGUCGGUCCUUCUGGGUCCAGAAAGGGCUGCAAACCCGUCAAGUCGAGGGGGAAUUUCAUCGUCUGAUAUCCGAGCUACGUUUCGGCGAUGCUCGGUUUCAGCGUUAUUUCCGAGUAGACAAGACUGAGUUUGCUGCUCUGGUUAACAGGGUCGGUCCGCGGAUCAGCCGCAUGGACACCACCUACCGACGAGCCAUCGGUCCCGCUGAGAGGCUGGCAGUCUGCCUGCGAUACCUUGCAACUGGGGAUUCGUUUCGCACCAUAGCACGCAGCUACCGUGUGGGGCAUUCCACAGUGUGCAGUAUUGUGGCAGAAGUAUCCAGGGCAAUAUGGGAUUGCCUGGUGGAAGACUACAUGCCUGUUCCAUCUACUGAAGAUUGGAGGGCCAUUUCAGCUGACUUCUCCCACCGCUGGAACUUUCCAAACUGUCUGGGGUCGGUAGACGGAAAGCAUGUAGUGAUCCAGUCUCCAAAGAACUCUGGAUCCCUCUACCACAACGACCAGGGGACAUUCUCUAUUGUCCUCUUGGCAGUUGUGGAUGCUAAAUACUGCUUCCGUAUUAUCGAUGUCGGUGGUUAUGGGAGGACCAGCGAGGGAGGGACCCUGGCAAACUCCACCUUUGGUCAGGCACUGAUCAAUGGUACUCUUCAAAUCCCUGAAGACGCCCUGCUUCCAGGAGCUGAACACUUGGGACCACAACCCCAUGUGUUUGUGGCAGACGAAGCUUUUCCCCUCCGCAGGGACCUGAUGAGGCCUUUUCCAGCAGCCAACCUCUGUCCCAGGAAAAGGGUUUUCAACUUCAGGCUGUCACGAGCAAGGAGGAUUGUGGAGAAUACCUUUGGUAUUCUGUCCUCUCAGUGGGGCAUGUACCGGCGGGUCAUUGGUAUGAGCCCAGAAAAUGUGGAGGCAUGUGUGAAGGCUACCUGUAUCCUUCAUAAUUUCAUCAGGAGAAACAGCAGGACCAGGAGGGAACCAGUGCCAGCGUCAGAGGGGGAAGGCUCAGUGAUGCAGGGCUUGAGAAGAUCAGCGAGCCACAAUGCCCCGCGGGAGGCCAUCCGUGUGAGGGAGGUCUACGCUUCAUACCUUUCAGCUGAGGGUGCAGUAGCGUGGCAGCCCACGGAAUGAUCUUCCACCAAAGGUUCUUUUAAGAACCAUCCACCAAAGGUUCUUUUAAGAACCAACCACAUUAAACUAAGCAGCACAUUUUC